This is a messenger RNA of Lymnaea stagnalis (great pond snail), 6404 nucleotides long. Lineage: Eukaryota; Metazoa; Mollusca; Gastropoda; Lymnaeidae. The record is from the annotation of a GenBank genome assembly.
UCCGCCACAACUUAAAGUAGACAUCUUGGCUCUGCUUGACAUUGGACGUUUUUAUUGAAAAAAAAGUAAAUAGAAGUUUAUACCUGAACUUUGAAAAUUUCAUGGUGAUGAUAGGGUCACUUUUUAAAUUUAUUCUUUUUGUAAAAGCAAUUUUAAAAAAAACUACUUUUUAAUUUACUUACUCGUAAACGUAAACAAUAACAUCUUAAAAAUCAUGAGUUUCGUCCAUUUUUAAAAAAUGUUAUUCAGUCACGUUUUUUUAAUAAUUACCCAUUAUCGAUAGUACUUUGAGUCGUAGUAAAUUUACUUUGAAAAUCAGUCAUUUUAUCGCAAAAUAACUUUUUUUUAAACCGUAAUAACAAAAAAUAUAAACAUUAUGUUCAUCUUAAUAUUAAUAUUGAAGAGAAUAAUGAUAUUAAUAAGUAGUACUUUAAGUAGUUUAUUUAGACUUAGAAUAUUAUUUUUAAAAUUAUUAUAAGCCAUUUUAUUCAUUCAAUUUCAUUAUUAAUCAUUCAUUUUCAGUUCAAGCCUAUCGAUUAUCCCAGCUAUCCCUGGUCAGUUAAGUAAGUAAAAAUCUCUAAAAAUUUAAUUUUGGCAUUCAUUACUGACAUUACAGAUUCCCCUUUCUGUGAUAUUACAUAAUCUAUGAUAAUCUUUUAAACCCAUUAAUAGGUCUAGUUUCUUCAACUUUAUUUUAUGGCUUUAAAUUUAAACUAUUUUUAAAAAUUUACCCAAAACAAUGCAAAUUUAGGUUGCUGUUAUCCCAGGUUUGCAUAUAUUGGAAUACUGCAUCUAUUCAAUGGGGGUCAAUAAAUCAAUAUUCAGUCUUAAAACUGAUUUAUAGCAUCUAUUCUAUGCCUUUUAACUAUUAUUAGUAUUAUAAUUUGCUGAAAUAAAAUAAAUUUAUAAUCUCAGCCCUUGCUUAAGAAAGUAAGAAUAAUGCAAUAAAAUUUUAACUUCUAAAAUAGGUACCAGGUUUUCUAACCCUCCAUCUGGUUGAAUAACACACACUUACUCAAGUUGCUGUAAAUCAAUGCUAUAGACUAUAGUAAACUAAUUUAUAGGUUAACAGUUCAUUGAUUUAUGCCACAAUUAAGUCUGCACACUUCCUUUUAAAUUGGCAGUUGAUGUGAGUAAUAAUAAUAGUUCACCAAUAAAAGCUACAUAUUCUUACCCUUUAAAUUGGGUAUGGAUUUCAACACUUAGCCUCAAUCAUGAAACUCUCUUCCUAAACUUCAACUUUGAAAUUAUUCUGAAGAUUUUUGUUAGGUGAAUAUAAAUAUACCGGUAACGGUAGUGCUACAUAGAGAGUAAGUCUAAGUACUUGGAACUUGGUGUUUUUAUAAAGAAAAUGUGUGUUUAUUCAUAUAAUAAUCAUAGAUAUUUGAUUCUUUUUAACAGAUGAUUAUUUUUUUUAAAGACUUUUACUCACUAGUUCAUUUCUGUUUAGGUAAUGUUAUAAAUUCAGCAUCUUCAGACAAUUCCAUGGCUACAGCAAUUUGGAAAGGUUAUGCUCGAUUGCUAGAAAAGUUUCCCCUGAGAACAAUGUGCUUCACAACAGGUAAAUUACAUAAAUGUCCAAUACAGUAUCACAGGUAGCUUGUAUAGAGUUCCUGUACAACAGGUACACUGGAUGCUUGUCCAGUAUAACUGGUACAUUGUGAAAAUGUCCUUUACAAUUGUCUUAUUGGAUAAAUAUGUCCCUGUUAACCAGAUUGGUUUCCUUAAAUUUCCAAAGGAACAGUUUGGACAUCAGUUGUGUGUCUAUAUUUAUCUUAUUGUUAGGCUUAUUUAUAGGCUCUUCAGGGUUUUGUUUAAAUCAAUCCUCUGAGAAAUAAUGAUGAAAGUAAUAUGCAAUAAAUAUAGUAAAUACAGAAAAAUGUGAUAAGACAUGUAUUAAUUAUGUUUUUUUUAAUCUUAAGAAUAUCAUAGAUCUACAAUUUCAUUAUAAGGUACUCUUAUGGCAACUGGCGACUGUAUCAGUCAAACUGUGAUAGAGAGAAAGUCACUCAAGGAAUAUGAGGGAAUUCGGACUGGCAGAUUUUUUGUCUUUGGCUUUUGUGUGUUUGUAAGUUACUGAGGAUUUCCUAAAUCAUGGAGGACCAUAAGUUUAGUUUUUCUUUUUAAUUUUUCACUAAAUUCCUUCUAUGUUUAUAAACUUAUUUGAUUUUUAAUGGAUUGUCAGUAACUGGUUGUCAUGACAUUAGUGCAUCCCUAAGCUAGAAAUGGGACUAUUGAUAGUCUAAGCUUUGGGGGGCAAAAAUGAGUGGUAGCCAGAAUUACUAUUGGGUCUUGCACUUCUGCCUUCUUGAGGUGGAGAUUGAAAGCAAAUUUAACUUGAUGGUUUGUUUUUUUUAAUUGUUUUUUUUUUCAAUUUCUUCAGUAAGGGCCCAGCAAUAUUUUUUAUUUAUUUCUUUAGUUAGGGCCUAGCAAUGAUAUGUGUUUAUUGCUCUAGCUAAGCCCUAUCCGUCAUAUCUUUGAUGAGCUGCCCAGUAAUAUCUAUUUUGCUAUCAUUCCACUAGGGGCCAGCAAUGAGAGGUUGGUACCUGACAUUAGAUCGGCUUUAUGCCGGGAAGAAUUUGGCUGCCCUUAAAAUGAUGGCCACCGAUCAGGUAAGCUAAUUGUUUGAUGAAUUCACAAAUGCACUAUACUUAUUGUUAAACUCUCUGCACCCGCUGAAAUAUUAUUAUUGGACAUUUAUUUUUAUUACAUGAUUCAAACAAGUUGAAGCACUUCUAUUGCCAUGAUCAUAUUAUAUUAUUUGAAAUGCUUAGUGGCAUAAAUGAAUGAUUUUUAACAAAAGAAAGAACUUUAUUUGUUUUAAAUCAUGGUUGGAUUAAUUUUAACGACAUUGUUAGAAAUAAGGUGUGUCAUACAGUAUGAUUUAUUUAAGUGGUUAAAGUUAGGAAUGUGAGUAUGUGGUUUGUGUAAUGUGUCUGUGAGUGUCGUACAUCACAGCUAAAGUAUUGAAUAAUUUCAUUAUUGCGGUGUGCUAUGAACCUGAUGUGAUGUUUGUUUUCAGAUAAUUAUGUCACCAAUCUUUAUUGCUACAUUUAUUACUGGCAUGGGGCUAUUGCGCCUGGAAAGCCUUGAAGAGAUCAAGGCCAAAUUUAAACGAGUAAGUUCCAUCGACCAUGUUACCUCACAGGGGUGUAACUCAUCCUCUGACUCAUAUAAUGUUAUUGAGCCACUGAUAAGGAAAAAACAUGUCAAUCAAAUAAUAUAACAUGGCAGACUUGAUAUGAAGUAUUUAAAAAAUUAUAAUUAUUUUUGUUUGGUGUUAAUUAAGAUUAUUAUUUUUUUUUUUUAAUUUAUCAAUUGAUUGUAAAAGCCUUGGUGUGCACAAUACAUUAGCAAAUAGUUACAAUUAUUUGGCACAUAUUUAUGUUUGCAGUCUUUGAAAUGGGCAAAUACGACAUAAAGGGCAUAUACCAUGGAUGUCCCGUUGAAUUUGACAGGCUCUACAUUUAGUUUAAAGUAAUUGAUUUUAAUGAAAAAUAUAAUUUUUUAAUAUUUAUUUCAUUGCAGGACUUUGUGACAAUACUUUUAAAUAAUUACAAGGUAAGUUGUAAGAAAUUUAAGAAUAGCUUGGCAGGAUGCAACCUAAUCACAUGUUCUUGGGGAAGUUAAUAAAGCUAAUGACCAAAGGAACACUGUUUGGAUUCAAGAACUUGCUCAUAAAAGACUUUAAAAAAUAAUGUAACAUGAAAAAUGAAGCAACCAUUUAUCAAAGCAGUUGACAUUAUCUCAUGUAAAUAUAUCACAAAGUAGAGUUAAGAUCAAUUCAAUGGCUGUUAAAAUUGAAUUAUAUCUCAACUCUUUUUGAGCUCCAUUGGAUGUAAACAAAAAUUUUAGUGGGGGUGGUGGGGAGUAACUGAAGUUAAAUAUAAAUGGCUAAUGAAUUGACCCACAAGUCUUUUGAUUUACUGAUGGAAUUGAUUACUUAGUUUAUCAUGGUCUGCAUAUAUUGAUAGCAAUGAGAACAUUUUAAUUAAAUGAUCUAUGCAUCUCUUCAGGUCUGGCCCCUGGCACAGAUGAUUAACUUUUACUUUAUGCCUCUACAACACAGGUAAGUCAACUGGCAAUGUUUGAAGCAGCUCAAUAUGGAUGUGAAGGUUGGGGGUCAAAUUUCUAUAGCAUGCUUUAAUAGGGGUGAAGAUGUACGCAUUCAGUGUUAGGUUAAAGUGUGGUAUAGUUGUAGUGGUAGUGUUAUGAUGAGUGUAUUAAACAUCAGAUCUACACAGGAGUAUUAUGGUAGGGAAAUUGUAAUGCUAUGGAGUGGGUUUUGUAAUUGUAAUUUAAUGGUAAUGUAGUGUUACUGUAAAGGUAGGGUAGUGGUGGUCAAGUGUUGGUGUAGUGGUCAGUGUUUGUCUUCAAUCCUGGAUCUUCACAUGAGUUAUUCCCCAUUGUUGAAAUAUGAGGUCCCAAGGUCUUGUUUACAGACAAGUCACAAAGUCUGUUUGCUUUACAGACAAUUUCAGAAAAUCACCAGUUCUUUAGUGAGACACUUGUAGUAAACAAAAGCCCAACUUAUAAUGUGAUCUCAGACUUGUUUUCCUCACAGUAAAUCUACAACUUCUCAUUUACAAUUUACAAGGCUAGAAAAACCUUGCAAUAAUGAAUUAGUUAGUUUAUCGACAAUUUUCAAUAGUUCUGUGAGGUUUAAACCAUAAGUAUUAACAUAAUUAAUUCUUUAAAGUGUAAAAAAAAAAUCAGUUUUUUAUAAGGUGUGAGUUUCAGAAACUUUAUUUUUUAUUUUUCAGAGUUCUCUUUGUGAACUUUAUCUCCCUUGGCUGGAACACUUACCUGGCCUGGCAGUCUGAGAAGAAAUGAAGUAAUGGCGGAACACGUGGCGCAGUGAUUCAGCAUGUAAAUAACAUGACCGCUUAGAUCAGUUUUAGUCCUUGUUCUUUUGGAAGGAUCUCUGCUCAGGGAAUUUUAUGAAUGUUCAAAUUUAACAGACGUAACUUGUUUACAUGUCACUUUAAUAACUUUUAUUGAAAAGAUUUUCCUCUCUUUCUCCACUUUUGAAAAUCCUCAAAUUCCACAUUUAUAUAAUUUUGUUAUUUCUCAUUCUGUAAUUGUUUUGGCUGUACCUUAAUUGUCAAUAGAAGAAAUGACUGAAAUGAAAGAUAUUUUUUUCAUGCAAUUGUAACUGGUUAUGUCUCAAGCCCUAAAAUUUAUUAUUGCUGUGCCAGCAUCUGCGUAGCCAGUCAUGUCUCAAGCCCUAAGAUCAGUAAUGCUGUACCAGCAUCUGCGUAGUGGGUCAUGUCUCAAGCCCUAAGAUCAGUAUUGCUGUACCAUCAUCUGUGUAGCGGUCAUGUCUCUAGCCCUAAAAUUUAGUAUUGCUGUACCAGCAUCUGCCUAGCCAGUCAUGUCUCAAGCCCUAAGAUCAGUAUUGCUGUACCAACAUCUGUGUAGCCGGUCAUGUCUCAAGCCAUAAAAUCAGUAUUGCUCUUCCAGCAUCUGAGUGGCUGGUCAUGUCUCAAGCCAUAAAAUGAGUAUUGCUGUACUGUACCAGCAUUUGUGUGUGUCUAGAUGAUUUUGAUAAAGUUGUUUUAUGCUUGGUGGUAUUUUCUCUCCAGAUUAUUUUCACUUGAUUAAUCAUUUAAAACAGUGGUGGGGUUCAAAUAAUUUGAAAAAUGAUUUCUCAUGCUUACACGUACACUCAGUUAUAGAUUUUGAUUGUACAUCAAUUGUUACUAUUUGUAUAUCCAUCAUUUUUACAUGUUUUUCCUAAAAGAGUUUUGAUGUGCGUUAACAAAACAUCGGGCAUAGAUUUUUUUUUAGUUUCUCUCAGUGUUUGUCAAAAGAGAUUACAAUCACAAAGAGCUCUUAAUCCUAUAUACCACAAUUUGUAAAAAUCUAAAGACAAGCAGAUGUUAAUGUGUGACCUGACUUUGUUCAAGUUUUAACUUAUGGUCACAAAAAAAUGAUUAUUUGAGGUCUUAGAUGAUCCUUACAUACCUGUCAGAUUAUCAAGCUUUAGAUUUGUUUCCCCUUUGUGUUAAUUUUGUCCCUAAGAAUCUGAUGAAAUUGCUCAACAAAUCUUGUGGAUAAACUCUUAAUAAAUGUUGGGACUGAAAUGUUGACUGAAAUUAAUUGUCUUUGUUCAAAAACUUUUGUAAACAUAUUUUUUUUGUUUCAUGUGACCUGCUGCUAUAUUAUUUAAGUCAUGGAAUGAUCUCAAGGGACGGACUCUUGAUAAUAAACUAUUGUUCCCUGUACUGUAUUAAAAACAGAGAUUUAUUUUUCAUGUAUUUAAAUUUGUGCCUAAAGAAGUGGAUAAGUUUCCAAAUGUGAAAAUAUUAAAAUAUAUUUUUGUUUUAUUUUAACUUCUAACAAAUUUCAAGUAUAUCCAUUUUGUUAGUAAUAAAUGUGAUUUAUUAUUGAUGAAUAAUGUA